AUGGGCAACGGAGCAAAGGCACAAAUGAAGCGUGAGCGCAAUGCCAAGGCUGGUGGCAAGGAGGCCAAGUCGCAGCUCAAAGUGAAUGCUGCUGCCAAGAACAUUGUCUGCAAAACCUGCUUCCAAACCUUCCUCACCACGGCCAGUGAGAAAUUGCUCGAACAACACGCUGAUAGCAAGCAUGGCAAGACUGUAAAAGAGUGCUUCCCCGACUUCGCUCCUAAAUAA
Messenger RNA from Zychaea mexicana, 228 nucleotides. RefSeq names its product At2g23090 like protein. The record is from RefSeq and is a predicted model, not a curated record. Lineage: Eukaryota; Fungi; Mucoromycota; Mucoromycetes; Mucorales; Lichtheimiaceae. Bases 1 to 228 code for a protein of 75 amino acids. The transcript is spliced from 5 exons.